Solanum tuberosum (potato) is the source of this 660-nucleotide messenger RNA. Its product is annotated as protein TIFY 5A-like. Gene Ontology annotation, cellular component: nucleus. The record is from RefSeq and is a predicted model, not a curated record. Gene Ontology annotation, biological process: response to wounding; regulation of defense response; regulation of jasmonic acid mediated signaling pathway. The transcript has 2 exons. Bases 161 to 487 code for a protein of 108 amino acids. NCBI's taxonomy places the organism in Eukaryota, Viridiplantae, Streptophyta, Magnoliopsida, Solanales, Solanaceae.
UUCUCCAAUAAAUAUCAAUUAUCAUAACUUCAUCCAAAAACCUUCCUAGUAAAUCUUGAUUAUCAGUUACACAAAAUAUACACAUAGAUAUCGAUUCGACGUAUAAAAAUCUUAGUUCAAUCCCAGAUUUUGUUUGUGUAAGUGAAGUUAAUUGAAGAAAAUGAGAAGAAAUUGCAAUUUGGAACUCACUCUUUCGCUUUCAUCCUUUUCUCCUAUUAGGGAGGAUCAAGAAUUCGAGAAUAAGAAAUCACAACAGCUAACAAUAUUUUAUAAUGGAAAAUUUGUGGAUUCUGAUGUUACUCAGCUUCAGGCUAAAGCUAUAAUAUAUCUUGCAAGUAGAGGAAUGGAGGAGAAAACAAAUAAGAUGUCUCAGCCCUCAUCACCAUCAUUACAACCUCAAACCGGUCUAUUCAUGAAGCGAUCUUUACAGAGAUUUUUACAAAAGAGAAAAAAUAGAAUUCAAACAACUUCGCCAUAUCAUCAUUAGAUGCUACUGAUGGAAUUCGGCUCCAUUUAGUUUCAUAUGUAUAUAUGUUUUGUAUUUUGGUGUAACAAAUAUAUAUAUUUUUUAAUAUGAGAGCUAGAAAAUAAAGAAAAUUUUCGAGUGAAUUAUAGUAAUCAAACACAACACUUGUGCAUCAAUUAUUUUAAGAUUUGGAA